CCCUUUGAAAUACCGAACUGGCAGCAAGACAUACGCCAGCGCCAUGGCAACAGAAAUGUUAUCACAAAUGUACUGGUUUUUCUCUUAUCAUUUAUUAUUUCUUAUAUUUUGUUGCUAACAUGCCGACGGACGAAUAAUAUAUUUUUUUUUUACUAAUAGUUGUGUUAUUAUACUGUAUUUGAAUUAAUUACAGGGUAUUUUAAUCUACUUUAAAUAGAAUUGUAAUAAGUAAUAUAAUUAUAACAAUACAGACUACGGGAAUUAUGAUGUCGAUUCCAGGUCCAGUUAUGAGUGAAAAGUCGAAAAAAAGUGCGAUCACAGAACAAGCAAAUGAAAGUACAACGGAUCAAACCUCACAAUUGAGUUUUUCAAGUAUCGAUGAAGUAAUAAAAGAGUCAAAUGUGAAAAUUGAAAUAGAUGAAACAUAUGAUUGUGACAACGGAACUAUGAUAUUUGUAGCAGAGAGAAAUAAUCCUUCAAACUCGGAAGAAACCAAUGUUAAAGAACCGUGCAACAAGCCCAAAGUGAAAGUCGAAGAAAUAGAUGUAGUAAAUGGUUGUCGCUUCUAAACUGUUGUGGAAAUUGAAAAAAAUUUGCUUUUGGAUGAGAUAACGGCAAAGGAUGAUUUCUACACAAAUCAGUGGUUUGUUUGCAACGAGUGUAACAAAAUAUUUACAUCCAAAAGCCAGAAUCACAUGACUUGAACACCACCGAAAUCAGAAAAAGUUGUCGAGACAAAUUUGACAGAAAUAUACACAGUGAAAUUAACAUGGAAGCGAAUGAGACUGAAGUAAAUGAUCAACUGGCACAAACAAAAACCAAAGAGCAAUCAAACACAUUUGUAUGUGAUUUGUGUAAAAAAUUGUUUUUUACUAAAAGGCAAAUAAUCCGUCACAUAUUAAAAUUCCACAACACGUCAACGAUCAAUCCUUUACUAGGAAAAAACAAACGCAUGCGUACGGGAGAACAGCCUAACAAGUGUGAUAUAUGUUUAAAAUCUUUUACGAAAAGAUCUUACCUCACAGUACACAAACGGAUUCAUUCUGGAGAGAAACCAUACUCAUGUGACGUGUGUUUAAAAUCGUUUUCACAAAGGUCCAUUCUGACAAGUCAUAAAAGUGUUCAUACUGGGGAAAAGCACUACAAGUGUGAUGUUUGUUUAAAAUCGUUUUCUAGAAAUUCAUACCUUACAAUACAUAAACGUUUCCAUACCGGAGAAAAGCCUUAUAAGUGUGAUAUGUGCCUUAGAUCUUUUUCGACGAAAUCCAGUCUGGUAUCACACGGACGAGCGCAUACUGGGGAAAAGCCAUACAAGUGUGAUAUGUGCCUUAGAUCUUUUUUGAGGAAAUCCAGUCUGGUAUCACACGGACGAGCGCAUACUGGGGAAAAGCCAUACAAGUGUGACGUGUGCCUUAAAUCUUUUUCGGCGAAAUCCAGUCUGGUAACACACGGACGCCUGCAUACUGGAGAAAAGCCUUACAAAUGUGACGUUUGUUUAAAAUCGUUUUCGAAUAAAUUCAGUCUGGGAACACAUGUACGCGUGCAUACUGGAGAAAAGCCCUACAAAUGUAUUGUGUGCUUAAAGCACUUUAAUCAUGUAACAAGCCUUACAAAACACAAACUCGUGCAUACUGGAGAAAGGCCUUACAAGUGUGACGUUUGUUUAAAAUCUUUUUCGGUGAAAUGCAGUCUGGUAGCACACGAACGCAUACAUACUGGCGAGAAGCCGUUUAAAUGUGAUGUGUGUCUAAUGUGUUUUAAACAAAGUCCUCACCUUAUACAACAUAAACGUGCCCAUACUGGAGAAAAGCCUUACAAGUGUGAUGUUUGCUUGAAAUGUUUUGUGUCAAGAUACAAUCUCACAGUACACAAACGAGUUCAUUCUGGAGAAAAGCCUUACAAGUGUGAUGUUUGUUUAAAAUCUUUUAUGAUAAGAGACUACCUCACAGUACACAAACGCGUUCAUUCUGGAGUGAAACCAUACAAGUGUGAUGUGUGUUUAAAAUCGUUUGUCACAAAAUCCAUAUUAGCAACACAUAAACGCGUGCAUACUGGAGAAAAGCCCUACAAAUGUGUUGUGUGCUUGAAGCACUUUAAUGAAAAGUCAGCCCUUAUAAAACACAAACUCGUGCAUACUGGAGAAAAGCCUUACAAGUGUGACGUUUGUUUAAAAUCUUUUUCGGUGAAAUCCAGUCUGGUAACACACGUACGCCUGCAUACUGGCGAGAAGCCGUAUAAAUGUAACAUUUGUUUAAAGUCUUUUACGACGAAACCCAAUCUGGUAUCACAUGAACGUGUGCAUACUGGAGAAAAACCUUAUAAGUGUGAUGUUUGUUUAAAAUUGUUUUCGGUGAAAUCCGCUUUGGUAGUACAUGAACGCGCGCAUACUGGAGAAAAGCCAUACAAGUGUGAUGUAUGUCUACAAUCAUUUGUGGAUCAAUCUUCCCUCAGAAUUCACAACCGCUUACAUUCUGGUGAAAAGCCUUACGAAUGCGAUAUAUGCUCUAAGCGCUUUUCCCAAAGAACCAACAUGGUAAAACACAAACGGACCCAUGGUGGAGAAUAGUCAUACAGCUGAGUGUCUUCUCCGAUAUAUAAUAUAAACAUUUUUUUAGACUAUUUUAUAAAAAAAAAACAGCUUUUAGAUUUUUAUUAAAUUGUAUUGUACAUUUUUCUGUACUACAUUUUGUUUGUUUAAUGAAUUAUACUGACUAAUAUAAUAUUUCAAGAUUUAUUCGUAUGAUGUAUAUUUUUACAUGGUAUGGAAUUUUACACAUUAUUG
This is a messenger RNA of Adelges cooleyi (spruce gall adelgid), 2782 nucleotides long. RefSeq names its product zinc finger protein 845-like. The record is from RefSeq and is a predicted model, not a curated record. Gene Ontology annotation, biological process: central nervous system development; regulation of transcription by RNA polymerase II. Bases 770 to 2566 code for a protein of 598 amino acids. Gene Ontology annotation, cellular component: nucleus. Lineage: Eukaryota; Metazoa; Arthropoda; Insecta; Hemiptera; Adelgidae. Gene Ontology annotation, molecular function: DNA-binding transcription factor activity, RNA polymerase II-specific; RNA polymerase II cis-regulatory region sequence-specific DNA binding. The transcript has 5 exons.